UGAACUCUCGCGAUACUUGGAGCAGCCGCAGCUGAGCUCCUAGAAGCAGAGCUGGAGACUUAACAUGUCAACAAAAGAGAUAAAUUGUCACCACACAGGCAUGUAAAGGUGAACUGGUGUGAAAAAGCCCCUCAGGUACCCCCACCUGGACCCUCUCUGCGUCCUCCUGCAUCUUCGCCCACUGUAACCAUGACGACCCCUCCCAUCGUGACUCCGUUUGGAGGGCAGCCGCCUCCGCAGCAGCAGCAGCAGCAGCAGCAGCAGCAGCAGCAGGCCCAGGCAGCGCGAGACGUCAACACGGCCUCCCUGUGUCGCAUCGGCCAGGAGACCGUCCAGGACAUCGUCCUCAGGACCAUGGAGAUCUUUCAGCUGCUCAGGAACAUGCAGCUGCCUAAUGGAGUCACCUACCACCCCAACACCCACCAGGACCGGCUGGGGAAGCUCCAGGAGCACCUCCGGAUGCUCUCCGUGCUCUUCCGGAAGCUGCGCCUCGUCUACGACAAAUGCAACGAGAACUGCGCCGGGCUGGAGUCCAUACCGCCAGAGCAACUGAUCCCCUUCGUGGAGGAUGACGGCUCCAAGCACGAGGAGCGCCCAGCCGGGCAGGGCCGCCCGGCCAGCGAGGACAGGAGGGAGAUCCUGGAGGUCAACAAGAAGUUGAAGCAGAAGAACCAGCAGCUGAAGCAGAUCAUGGACCAACUCCGCAACCUCAUCUGGGAGAUCAACUCCAUGCUGGCAGUCCGGAGCUGAGCCCCACACUCACACACACACACACACACACACACACAUGGAGGGAGGACGGGGGACGGGGGGUUAACUGGACGUGUGACAGGGUACCUCGGCCAGGCUGAGGCUGCACUUUAUGGACAGACGAUGGACUUCCAGACCGGGCUGAAGGCGGCGCACUCCGCUCUGUCUACCUCCACGAGUUCUGCAUUUCAAUCAGCAUCGAGACUCCUGAGCUGAAGAUAUAUUUGAUAUAUUAUGGUUUAUCUAUUUGUAGAUAAUAGCUGGUUAGAGAGACGGCUGCUGCUUCUAGAGACACAUCGAUAUAUUUAAUCGUCAUAUUGAUAGUUUCGUAGUAGCAGAAGCAAAAUGUUUAUAUUGCCCAAAGAAGCUUCAGUCAGACAGACGCACACUGUGGCUGAGAAUCAGCGGCUUCGUUGUGAACAUGUUGUGCUUUAUUUCAGUUUGAUUGUGAAACUUUCGAUUGGAUUUCACGUCGUUAACAACUGCUGCUGAUCAAUAAAACCUGCUGUAAAUU
This is a messenger RNA of Salarias fasciatus (jewelled blenny), 1264 nucleotides long. RefSeq names its product mediator complex subunit 30 (gene med30). Bases 190 to 750 code for a protein of 186 amino acids. The record is from RefSeq and is a predicted model, not a curated record. The transcript has 5 exons. Gene Ontology annotation, biological process: positive regulation of DNA-templated transcription. NCBI's taxonomy places the organism in Eukaryota, Metazoa, Chordata, Actinopteri, Blenniiformes, Blenniidae. Gene Ontology annotation, cellular component: mediator complex. Gene Ontology annotation, molecular function: transcription coregulator activity.